AUGACUUCGUUUCUAACCCUUGAGCAAAUCAAAACAUUCAAUGACAAAGGCGUGUUGUGUUUACCCAAUUUCCUCUCACCCAAAGAAACCGAAUUGCUUCUACAAAGAUCACGAAACCUUAUAUCAAAGUGCAACUUAGCCAAUCAUCCAAAGACAACUUUCAAGACUUGCGAUGAUGAUAAUAUUGGCGAUCGUUACUUUUAUGAGUCAGCCGAUAAAAUAUCCUACUUUUUCGAUACUGAUGCAUUUGAUAAAGAUGGAGAGCUAGUUGUUCCCUUGGACAAGGCAAUAAACAAAAUUGGACAUGGCUUGCAUAUUCAUGAUGAAGCAUUCAAAAUAACUACGUUCAGCACAAACGUUCAGAAAAUUGCCAAAGACUUGAGUUACACAGAUCCAAGGGUAUUGCAAAGCAUGUGCAUAUUUAAACAGCCAACCGCUGGUGGUGGUGGUGGUACAAGCAAGGAUAUUUCCAGAGACAAUGCGGUACCACCACAUACCGACGCAACAUUUCUAUUCACAAAACCAAAACAAACGGCAAUUGGGUACUGGUUUGCUUUAGAGGAUUGUACAGAAGAAAAUGGAUGUUUAAAAUACUUACCAGGAAGUCACAAGAAAUACCCUGUCACUAAGAGAUUUGUACGAAUCAAUGGUUUGAAUGGCGGGUGCAAGUUUGAACAAGUUGGAGAAGAAAUACCAGUAGAGGAACGAGAGGAGGAUUAUGUGACUCUCCCAUGCAAAGCGGGAUCUUUGAUAUUAAUAAACAAUUCAGUGUUGCACAAGAGUGACAAAAACCAGCUGCAAAACUCACGAUUUGCUUAUGCUUUCCAUGUUAUUGAUGGUAUUGCUGAAUAUGAUGACAAAAACUGGUUACAAGUUCCUUAUGAAGGCGGCUCUGAGUUUUCAAAAUUGUAUACUCUGUGA
Lodderomyces oxycetoniae is the source of this 921-nucleotide messenger RNA. RefSeq lists its product as uncharacterized. NCBI's taxonomy places the organism in Eukaryota, Fungi, Ascomycota, Pichiomycetes, Serinales, Debaryomycetaceae. Bases 1 to 921 code for a protein of 306 amino acids. The record is from RefSeq and is a predicted model, not a curated record. The transcript has a single exon.